AUGGAAAUGCCCCAGGGAGGGCUUGACCAACAGCUGCUUGGGGAGCUGCGUGCUGCCACCGCCUUCGCCCUCCGGGUGACUAAGGUGACAGCACAAUCUGUUGGUCAUGCGAUGUCUACCUUGGUAGUCCAGCAGCGCCACCUCUGGCUGACCUCGUCGGCCUUUUCAGCGACGCGGUGGAGAGCUUCGCCCAACAGUUCUCCGCCGCACAAAAGCAGGUUGAGGCUAUUAAAUACGUCAUGCCCCAGUGGUCCGCUGCCUCCACCCCGUCGGCAAAGCAACAGCCAACACCCGCCAAACAGCAGGGUGCCGCUCGCGGACACGGUGCCCAGCCCGCCUCAACCAAGCCAGGUGGUAUGCGGUCGAGGAACUCUUGAUUAUGAGAAUUUGUCACAAGAGGGUGCACCUGUGAGCGUGCGAGGCUCCGCCUUGCCGCUCGCAGCCCCCUCUCACAUCGCCAGCAGGUGCCAGUGUGAUGGUGCAGGCCGCGCCCUGUGUGCUGUCUCCCAUCCACACUGCUACCUCGCAGAGUCUGGCCACACUCUGGGCCGCUUCCAUGCCGUCCGAGUCGGGUCCCUGCACUCUGCUUCGCUGCCCCACCCCCGCAUCGAGGCAGAUUUUGGAACAAAGGAGUCUCCAAAUGUACUGUUGUACUACACUGGCUUUACACUCUCAGCUGAACUUUUAACUCUGACCACGGCCUGUAAGAUGGAUCUUUACAAGUUUCCCCUCGACACCCAAAACUGCAAUAUAACACUUCAGUCUACAUCAUAUUCAAAUCAGGAGAUUGAACUUUUAACAUUUACCAAACUUGAUGAUUUGACUACCUUUAAGUCAAAGCAGCUCUUUCAGUCUGAUGGAGAAUGGGAGCUCAUCAGUAUAGAUAGCAUUGAUUCUGUCGGUAAUGGAUCUAUAGAAUCGAUUAAAAUGGCUCAGCUGAUAUAUCAGAUCACCAUAAAAAGGAGACCUCUACUGUAUGUCAUAAACAUUAUAGUACCGGUAUUUUUCUUCCUUGUGCUGGAUGUGAUGUCCUUCUUCAUAGACACAAGUGGAGAAAACAAAGUGGGCUUUAAAGUGACUUUGCUCCUGUCUAUUUCUGUGAUGCUGCUGCUUGUUAAUAACAUCCUGCCCUCUACGUCUAAACAAAUUCCUCUGAUUGGGGUUUACUGCUGUGCAAUUUUCUGUCUAAUUACAAUCAGCAUGGUGGAGACCAUCUUUGUGAAUUUUAUAAUGGUUAAAGGAGCUGAGAAGGGAUCAGUCGAAACAACAGCUGCUGUUACUGGCCAAGAUGAUGGUGUAAGAGACCCGGAGUACCCUCCAGACUCAGUUAGAGAUCAGAAUGAAGAGCAAUCUAAUACCAUUAACCUCCAGAAUCAGAUCCUCGCAGAUGUUCAGGCUACAACUCAACGAAAACAACGACAGAAACUGUCCUGGACCACAGUGGCAAGAAUCAUAGAUGUGAUCUUCUUGGUUCUUUACAUAAUCACCAUUAUUGUGUUAAUGUGUGUGCUUUGUAAGCUUUGGUAUCCAUAAUGAAGUCUUAUAUACAUGAGAUAGUACACAAUAUUAACUUUUAUUCAGAGUUUAUAAACAGUUUAUAUAGUUUAUAUACAGUUUAACAUACAAGAAUACAUGGGCAAAACACAAAGAUGCAGACAGAAGAUGUACUCACUGGUAGACUCACAUGAAAUCCUGACAGAGGUUUAUAAAAAACUAUACUAAAAAGACAGAAAGUCAUGAUCAUUAUACUUAGGUGAAGAACCAAAGCAACCAGUUAUAUUUGGUGGAAAGAGUACUAAAAAAAUUAUAGAAGUAGAAGUACUGAACAAUGAUAUCACUCAAGUAAGAGUAAAUAAGUAGGUUGCUGAAAAACUACUUAAGUCACUAUGGUACAAAGUACUUUAGUAUUAUUUCUCUAUUUUAACCCAAAAUGAGGCGAUGUUAGCAAAAUGGAGUGCGAAACACAUAUUCAUACUGGAAGCCGGAAGGCGCCUUCACACAGAAAGUCCACAAGUGAUACUGGUAGAGGUAUUAAACAUAUGAUGUUCAAGGAAAUCCCUUAUAUGGAGAUCAGAUAUCACUACAGCUGAAUAACAUGCAGAUAGAGAUGUUUUGACUAAUGAAAAAUGAAGACAAACACACAAUUGCGCUAAUAUUUCUGUUUAUCAGUGUUCUUCAAGCCAUCUCAGGUAUUUUCAUAAGAAUGAUGUAUAUCUGUUAUGCAACGCUAAUCGACAGAUAAUAAGAUAAUAAUCAGCAAUGUUUCUUGAGCAACAAAUCAGCAUUUUAGAAUGAUUUUCUGAAGGAUCAUGUGACACUGAAGACUGAAGUAAUGAUGCUUUGCAUCACAG
Messenger RNA from Megalobrama amblycephala (Wuchang bream), 2351 nucleotides. Its product is annotated as 5-hydroxytryptamine receptor 3B-like. Gene Ontology annotation, biological process: monoatomic ion transmembrane transport; chemical synaptic transmission; nervous system process. NCBI's taxonomy places the organism in Eukaryota, Metazoa, Chordata, Actinopteri, Cypriniformes, Xenocyprididae. The record is from RefSeq and is a predicted model, not a curated record. The transcript has 7 exons. The coding region runs from base 1 to 1533 and encodes 510 amino acids. Gene Ontology annotation, cellular component: membrane; neuron projection; synapse. Gene Ontology annotation, molecular function: extracellular ligand-gated monoatomic ion channel activity; transmembrane signaling receptor activity; neurotransmitter receptor activity.